Messenger RNA from Paralichthys olivaceus (Japanese flounder), 1809 nucleotides. RefSeq names its product tetratricopeptide repeat domain 33 (gene ttc33). Gene Ontology annotation, molecular function: protein binding. NCBI's taxonomy places the organism in Eukaryota, Metazoa, Chordata, Actinopteri, Pleuronectiformes, Paralichthyidae. The record is from RefSeq and is a predicted model, not a curated record.
AAAUGAAAUACAAGCUACAAACAAACAGUGUCGGUUUAGUUUAUGUGAAACGAGACACAGCUUGUUGAAACGAUUCGACCUCUUAUCACCUUUACUGAUACAACUUGUCAUUAGGGCUUAAAUGUUUCCCCGACUUGGUUGCUCAAAAUUACUAUUUAAGCGUUUGUCCUGAACGCAGCUUGAAGGGUCAACAAAUAUGGCUGAUUAGCUUCUGUUAGCCGGUUUUAGCUUGUUCAGCUGCAGGAAACUCAUGUGACCCCAACACUCGUCCCCACAGGAUGGCUUCAUUUGGCUGGAAGAGGAAAGUCGGCGAGAAGGUGUCAAAGGCUGUGGUGCAACAGUUUGUGGCCGAGGCGGAGAAGGCUGAGAACGAUGGACCAGGUCACGAUGAUGAAGAGGAGGAGGAGGAGGUGGAGGUGGACUGGCUUCAAGCCAUCAAACGACGGCGGGAGAUCCUGCUGGAGGACUGUGCUGCGAAGAGCACGAGGCUGAAGGAUGAGGGAGCAGUGCUGGCUGAAGAGGGCAGGCACUGGGAAGCCAUUAAGAAGUGGGAUGAGGCAAUUCAGCUAACCCCGGACAACCCACUACUGUAUGAGAUGAAGUCUCAGGUACUGACCACUCUGCAGGAAGUGUUCCCAGCAGUGAAGGCUGCAGAGAUGGCCGUCAAGUUCCGCCCACUGUGGUGGGAGGGCUGGCAGACCCUGGGCCGUGCCCAGCUCAACCUGGGUGAAGUGGACCUGGCUGUGAGGUCUUUCCAGGUUGCGAUCCACCUGUGCCCGUCAGAGAGCACCUUGUGGCGAGAAGACCUGGCAUGGGCAUGGAGAUUACAGAAGCAAAAUUUAGCCACCAAGGAGAAGAUGCGGCAAGAGGAGGAGACCAAAAAUCAGAUCCUCAAUGCCCCCGAGCUUGAGCAGGACUAUGAUUUCGAGUCUGAUGAGGUGCUGGCCGCCUGUGUGGCCGUUGCUGAGCGACAGACUCGCUAUGAGGAGAUGAAGAGGACCGCGGUGGUGGUGGACUCUGAGGGGAAUAUUAAAAACGUACUCACUGGAGAAGGGGCAUCAGAGGACGAGGCCACACCAUCAAACGAACAGUUUGUCAAAGCAAGAGGACUUUAAUCUGAUCUCAGCGUGAAUCCUUCCUCCUGGUUUCAGUUUUCAUUUUAGUUUUGGCCCCGAAUUGGAUUAUUCCUUAAACUGCUCUGGGUGUGUGAAGCUGUAACAAAAAGGGCAACAAGAGAACUCACAAAUUCUGUUGAAAGGGUUAUGCAAUAAAUAAUUGACAACUGUGAUCCCCUGUUUUACAUUUUCCAUUUUGUUGGUGUUCAAUAUGCAUGUCAGGUUUUUACAUGCACACACAAAGAUUUUUAGCAUCCAUCCAUCAUUUAACAACAGGCAUCGACUCACAUGUUGCAAAGAUGCAUUGAGACACAAACUUGAACAUCUGUUUUGUCUUAAUGCCGACAUUUAUUAUAAAAUAAACAGUGUUUCUACCAAGUAGCACAAUAGCUGCUAAUGUUCUCUGUGGUAACUUUAGAUCCUACUUUAUGAUGCAGAAAAUAUCGGAUGUCUCUGUUGCUUUUUAAGAAAAUAAAAGCAGGAUUUCAAAGAACGCUUGGCUAAAAUUGGCAGCCAUUUCAUUUCACUGUUGAAAACUCGGAAAAUGUCUAGAUGAAGGCCUUUUUUAGACAAGUUGCAUCAAUCGUGCAUCAAAUGUGAAAAGUGUAUGUGAAACAGCUAGGUUGCUUAAAAAGAGCAUACAGAACAUGCUCAACAAAUUGUCAGUGAGUGAAUAAAUAACAAACGUGUCAUA